Molecule: messenger RNA, 1879 nt
Organism: Adelges cooleyi (spruce gall adelgid)
Lineage: Eukaryota; Metazoa; Arthropoda; Insecta; Hemiptera; Adelgidae
Product: serum response factor-binding protein 1-like
Exons: 3
Coding region: 167-1441 (424 amino acids)
Biological process (GO): maturation of SSU-rRNA
Cellular component (GO): nucleus; 90S preribosome
Source: RefSeq, a predicted model, not a curated record
AAAAUUAUAAUAAACAUUAAACACUAGCAGUAGCUACUAAGUACUACUAAUAAUUUGUUUUCUUUUUUGAGUAAUAUCAAAAAUUAACUUAUUUUUUUAUAUAAUAUGUUAAAUAAUUGUUAACUAUUGAAGAAUUUCUUCGUUUACAUAAUUCAAUUUGAUAAAAAUGGAACCUUUAUCUAAAUUUGCACUUAACAAUCAGAUUGUUUCUAUGCGCCACAUAGUUCGCAAAUCAAAGGUCCAUACAAUUAAUAAACUAUCAAGGGAGUCAAAAAAAUUAAAAGAUAGAAAGGGCAAUGAAGAACAGAUCAAUAAAAAUCAAAAAAAAUCCGAACGAAUUGUCAAUGAAAUAAUGCAGAUGAAGAAACUCAAUGAUGAUAUGGUUACAAAGUAUGCUUUACAAAAUGAGACACCAAUAGCAGACAUUUUAAAUAAAGUUGAUAUAAGCAUAGAAACUAGAGCACUAGCAAGAUUAGCAGGACACAAGUUUAUAAUGGAUGCCGUUAAGAACUUCAGGAAAAAAUAUCCAGAUUGGAAAUUAAGUAUGAAUGAUUUAUUAAACGCAUUAGGUACAAAAUAUAGAGCAAAAAAGAAACCAAAUCAAAAGAAAUCAACUAAAAUAAAAAAAGAAAUAAAAAAUAAAAUAUUUGAAAAAAAUCCUUUGGUUGAUUUUGAUGACAAAAUCAUCAAUUCAGAAGAAAACAAAAGUAAUGUAACAGAUUGUUAUAGCAUUAAGGAAAAAAAUAUACUUGUAGACAAUAUUAUCUAUAAUGAAAAACCAGAACCAUGUACAAUGGAAAAUACUAAGUCCAAACAAGUAGUUGUUUCACAUAACAUCAAAUCAAUUACAAAUAAAAACGAUAAUUAUUUGGAUGAUAAUAAAUCAAAUGAUUUUGUUGAUGAAAAUUCCGAUUGCUUAAGCGAAAAUACUGAUUAUGAUACAAGCAUAAACAGUUCUGAUGAAAGAUCAUGCUCCGAAACAUUUGAAAUACCUGAAUUGCCUGAAGUAACAAUUACUAAUCUUACCUGUCAAGAUCACGGUUUGAAAAGGACGUCUGAUCUUAUCAUUAAAGAGGAGUCGAAAAAACGAAGAAACAUUGAAGAAAUCGAACCUGUUUGUCAAUCAGUAGAUUCAUUUUUCAUGACUACUGAUGACGAAGUAUACAAGUCAGUAUAUAAACCACCUCUACCGUCUCUUGAAAAACCAAGUACGACUGAACCCUCGAAACUAGAGUAUAGAAAUCCACCUAAAGACAUUUUUAUCAAAGGGAAGAAAGUCACCAAUAAUAGACAAAAACCAUAUGGUAAUCGAAGAGAAAGGAGGCAGCAAAUUGAGGAUCCUGUAGAGACAGUAUUGCAUCCGUCUUGGGAGGCAAAACGUAAGCAAAAAUCAUUAGCGAAAUUUGAAGGGAAAAAAAUAACUUUUGAUGAUAACGAUUAAUAUUUUAGUAAAAUAUAAAUUAUUUUUAAUAUUGUGUAAAUCAAUAAAUGUUAAUGUUACAAAAUAAAUAUAAAAAUGAUUACAAAUCUCAUUAUUACUUGUUUAAAUGUUUUUUGUUUUUGGGACUAGAAAUUGUUACUAAUUGAACUCUUUUCUUAGUCGGAGGUUCUGCUAGAUCUAUAGAUGGAUUGUUUUUUUCUUCUUCUUUUGUUGGCAAUAAUUUUGCAUCUUCUUUAAUAAGAUCUUCUACUUCUUGACAAACAGACUCGUUAAUUUUUAUUGAUUUGUCUAUAAAUGGAACACCUAGUUCUUCCUGACUAAAAGUUAUUAUUGAACAAAAUCCAUCCGACGAAGAUACAAUAAGUAGCUGACCAUCUGGAGACCUAAAUUGUAAAAAAAAAAAAAUGUUAUAAGUUAUACAUGGAGUGUUGCAACAUA